This is a messenger RNA of Nymphalis io (European peacock), 8286 nucleotides long. It is a transcript of the gene larp, whose product is annotated as la-related protein 1B. The transcript has 28 exons. NCBI's taxonomy places the organism in Eukaryota, Metazoa, Arthropoda, Insecta, Lepidoptera, Nymphalidae. Gene Ontology annotation, cellular component: cytoplasmic stress granule; cytosol. Gene Ontology annotation, biological process: positive regulation of translation; mRNA stabilization. The record is from RefSeq and is a predicted model, not a curated record. The coding region runs from base 466 to 4170 and encodes 1234 amino acids. Gene Ontology annotation, molecular function: RNA cap binding.
CUUCCGCGAGUUCCGUGUAUGUUGCGGAAAAUACCCUUUUUGGGCGUCCGACCACAUGUGUGAAUUGUGAACAAAAUAUGGAUCUUUAGUUAUUUUCAGGUUUGGAGAGCCAUUUUUAGUGUGAUCGAUACACGUAAUCGAUAGAUAAAGUGUGUCCGGAGCGUUGUGUGUCGCUAAAAAGUUGGAACAAGUCAACGGAAGUGAAUUUUUUCGAUGUAAAUACGGUCGAUCCAGGGUCAGUCUGGUGUGCAUUUUGAACUGUGCGCAUAUUUCUCCCUGAUACUCUAUAACCGCGUUCGAUACAUUAACAUUACCGAGUUUGACCUUCGUACGAUUGGGAAAGUUCUGAAUUUCGUGGGUCUAACCCGCAACAUGCCGUCGUGCUAAGGGGCAUGGCGGCGCGCUCGUGAUCCUAGGUCGGCGCGGAGCGCGCGCCCGGUCUUAUAUAACGUGGGUAGCAGCGGCAUGGCCGCGCGUGUGUCGGUCGAGGGCGCAGGGCCCUCGUACGCGUCUGUGCUGAACUUCAGAGGAAGUGAAUGUAAUAAAGAGAACAUAGAGGCGACGGAGGAAGUGGCGGACGCACCGCCACGGCAGGACGACGAGGAGGAGGAGGGCUUUGUGCCGGUCAUCUCUCACGCGAGGAGACCGGCCAAGAGUCGCAGGGAGCGUGAACGCAGGGCUCCACCUCGCCCGCACAAAGUACCCCAACCACAUGCUGAACCAGGCCAACAGCCAACAUCGGAGCAACAACAACAAGCAGCUGAAGCGCAGCCCAAGAAGUUUGUUGAAGCACCCAUUCCUAAGGUCAACCCUUGGCAGGUUCGAGGUGGGAGUACUGGCGCGCCGCCGCCAGCGCCUCCGAUCCUUGAAGAGAAGAGGUCUCCUCUACAGCCGCAGCAGCAGGGCAGGGCGCAGUUACCACCAGAGCCCGUCCCGCCUCCUCCAGCUCCGAAACCGGCAGUCGUGAAGGCGCCGAAGAAUGCCAAGAUUAAUCAAAAGGCAUCCGACUUCACGGAUAUCGGUGAUGAUUGGCCGACGCUAGGGGCGGCUGUCGCUGGGGCGAGAUGUCAUUCGACGCCACCACCCCACGAGGACUCCGCGCACCAUAACGGAAACGCGGAUCAAGAGCGUAAACCGCUCGAGGAGCAACAGGUGAAGGUAGAGAAGAUCGAACCUUCUCACAAUCACCAGGGAAACAACGACAGACACCUGCAACACGAUAAGAAUAAAGCUGCAGCUGGCAAGGGUGGUAGCAAGUCCGGCAAGCACAAAUGGCUGCCCUUAGAUAUAGACGUCAAAGCUGCGAGACCCUCGAAACAUGGACCACAGCAUCCGCCCAGACAAGAUCACGACACGGUGUCGCUGAACGGCGAGGAGUCCCGCGGGCGCGGCGCGGGGCGCGGGCGCGGCGCGGCGCGCGCGCGGGGCGGGCGGCGCGCCGCGCCCCGCGCCGCCGCCCUGCACGCGCCGCCGCACGCGCUCUACCACCACCCCGACAUGCCGCAGCUUCGCGUUCAGCCGGCCAUACCGCAGGUUGUACUCCGAUACGGUAUUGGCGGUCUACCCAUCGCGCCGCUCGCUCAGGCGUUCUACUACGGUGCGGCUAGCGGUGCUCCAUACGGCAUGGCCCUGGAUCAGGCGACGCUCAAGGACCUCAUCAAGAAUCAAAUCGAGUACUACUUCAGCCCGGACAACCUGGCGCGCGACUUCUUCCUGCGGCGCAAGAUGUCAGCGGACGGCACGAUCCCCGUGACGCUGAUCGCGUCGUUCCACCGCGUGCGCGCGCUCACCGCCGACGUGCAGCUCGUGCUGGACGCCAUCCGCGACUCCGACCGCCUGCAGCUCAUCAACGGGUUCAAGGUCCGAACAGCCUUCGAACCGACGAAAUGGCCGAUACUGGACUUAACCAACCACGAAGAGGACAGGGAGAGGACAGACGAGAAGGCGGAACGACCGGUCGAUGAGAAAGAGAAGACCGUAGAAGACAAAGAGAAAGCAGUAGAAGACCAGAGGAUACAGAAUAAGGAAGUGGUAGAGAAGACGGAGGCGACGGAAGCAGUUGCUGUUGUCGAAAUUACACAAAAACCAACGCCGAUCGAACCGGAAUACACAAAGACUUCACCAGCCACAGAAUCCAAAGAAGUGGUUGAAACUAAGCCAGAAGAACUCCGGCCAGCUCCAGAAAAACCUCAGCCGACUCCACAAGAAUCCAAGCCGACUCCAGAGGAAUCUCAGCCGGCUGCAGUGGAACCAUCACUCCCGGAAGAGAAGGAAAUCAAUGAGGAUAGAGAAGGGAGCGAGAAGAUUGACUCCAACGAUGACCCCCCGCUACAGCCUGAGGUUGCAGACAAACCUGGGGAGAAACGUCGCAAGAAGCAGAUGGUGGGUAUAUUCCCCCUGGCCACUAUGGGCGGUCCGCUGGUGGCGCCCGUGUCCAGCCUGUUGCGCGCCGUGCCUCCCCCGCCGCUGCCCAGGAUGUUUCGAACUGGCCGAACGUCGUUAUUGGCCCACGACCAUCUCAACCCAGAUGUGCCCGAGUUCGUGCCCCAAGCGAGACGCGCCGAAGAAACGAAUUCUGAGAUAUCAAAUAUUCCAGACGGCAAAGCGAGUUCAGAUAAAGUCGACCCUGACGUCUGGACCGAGGUGAAGCGCCGCACGAAGGCGGGGUCCCGCGAGCGAGCGCCGCCCGCCCCGCCGCCGGAGGACGAGCCCCGCGAGGAGCUGCACUUCCAGCUCGACGAGGAGCUCGACCUGCCGCCGCCGCGGCACAACACCUUCACCGACGCCUGGUCCGACGAAGAAUCCGACUUGGAACUGUCGGAUCGCGACAUCGGCAGGCUGUUGAUAGUGACCCAGACGGCGACCCGACAGCCGAAGCACGACGGACACGACCGCCAGGGCGACUGGGCAACGCGUACCAAGAUCACUCAGGACUUGGAGCAGGUGAUCACGGAUGGUCUCAGACGCUACGAAGAGGAUCUAUGGAAUGAGUUUUCAUCGUCGUACAGCAGCACGCCGCAGUACCGCACCGUGUCGCUCAUCUCGCGCGAGCAGUUCGAGGCCGCCGCGCCCGCCGAGCGACACGCCAACCCCAGCGAGCCGCCGCCGCCGCCGCCGCGACCCGCCGUGGAGCAAACACAGGAGGGCGGCGGUAAGUUGCGGCCGAGACGUACGGCGCGCUUCUACGCCGCGAACAAGGACCCGCACGCCACCGACGUCAUAAGCAGCAGGAAACACAAGACCCGGCACAGCCUGAACCCGCCGGUCGAGCACCACGUGGGAUGGAUAAUGGACGUCCGUGAACACAAGCGAUCGCAUCGUGACAGUACCGGCUCGUCGCUGGGUACGUCUCCGACGCUGGGCUCGUCGUGCGGCUCCGUCCCGCAGUCGCUGCCAGCCUUCCACCACCCCAGCCACGGUUUGCUGCGGGAGAACCACUUCACCCAGCAGGCCUACCACAAGUACCACUCCAGGUGUCUUAAGGAACGCAAGAAGCUCGGCAUCGGCCAGUCCCAGGAGAUGAACACGCUGUUUAGAUUCUGGUCGUUCUUCCUGCGUGAUCACUUCAACCGAACUAUGUACAACGAAUUUAGAACACUGGCUAACGAGGACGCGUCAGCUGGUUUCCGCUAUGGUCUCGAAUGCCUGUUCCGUUUCUAUUCGUACGGUCUAGAACGGAAGUUCCGCCCUGAGCUAUAUCAGCACUUCCAGGCUGAAACACUCGCUGACUACGAGAAAGGUCAAUUGUACGGUCUGGAAAAGUUCUGGGCGUUCCUCAAGUACUACAAGCACGCGACUUCGUUGCAAGUGGAGCCGAAGCUCCAAGCUCACCUCGCCAAGUUCAAGAGCAUCGAAGACUUUCGUGUACUAGAGCCGCAGCUGAACGAGUUGCUGGCGUCGCAGGGCGCGGCGGGCGCGGGGCGCGGCCCGCACGCGCGGCCCUACGACCGGCACCGCUCCGUGUCCGAGAGCGAGCGACACCUGUCCGCCUUCCGCGCGCUCGGGCGGGCGGCGGGCGGCUCGUCGGGCGCCAACAACAACCGCGGUCGCGCGGGCUCGUGCGGCGCGCAGAGCGUCGUCGCCAACGCCCGGCCGCGCCCGAAACCCAAGUCGAAACCAGAAGCCGCGCCGAACGAGCUGAAAGCGCCAGUCGCCGCUAAAACACAGUAAAGUCAUAACAAACAAACAUACAAACACUGUACAUAUAAAUAAACCCGUGUGCAUGUGUUACUUAUCUAGACUUUUAAAGUGCAUUUUUUAUAUAUAUAAAUUACAAAAAAAAAAAUACUAUAAAAAUAAAAGUGAAUAAAAAGUGUUGUGCGGAUCGCGCUGGUGUUUAGUGUUAACUAGUUAUAACUGGUUUGAGCCGGUUCCGACCGGCCUGAGCUGGUCGCGGCCGGCUCCAAUCUGGCUGCGCGGGCGGUGUGCGGUUACUGGGAUUGCAGGCUGAUUAUAUGUGGAGCCUAGCUUGUACGCAUCGACAAUAAGCAAAAUGCUACGCGGUUUAGACGCCACUAUCACCAUAGAAUAAGAUUACCAUUAAAAAAAACAUACAAUCUAUAUAUGUAUUUAUAUAUUUUUGACAUGUAAAGUAAAAAUUUCGAUACGAACAUAUUAAAAAAAAUAUAUGCAUAAUAGUGACACUCUUAGUCUAAUAACAUAAUAUAAAUCAAUUUAAAUAAGUACGAUUAAUGCUUGUUAGAAUAAGAUUUAUCAGUGGCAACACUGGGUUUCGACGAGGGAGUGAGCGAUCAGUGUUGCAAGGGACUUGAUGCUUAUCAUCUUAGCGUUCGGUAUGCGGUAUUUUGUUUGCCUUUACAUAUAGUUUUGGAAUAGUUUUUUUUUAUAAUAAUUGAGGUUUUUUUUUAAAUAAUUCAAAAGACUUUUAUACAAGACUUACCAUAAGUAUAUUUAUAACAUAGAAUGUUCGUGUUCAGAAGAAAACGCGCACACACAAACGAAGAGCAUUUUUCAACAACUUAUUGCACACAAAUAAACUAAACGAAUCUUGCACAACGCUUCACUUAUUGUAACAAUGCUUUCGCCGAAUACCGAAGCUCCAUGUUGUCUGUGAGAGUGGCUUAUUUAAUAUCGUUUUGUAAUUAGUCCAUUUUGAUCUUUACAUUCAGAGAGUUCAAAAGGUCUCUUUGCGCACUGAUUGCUCAGUCCACUUUGUCUAUGGUUCAAGUGGUGCUGCGUAUUGUCUAUGGUCAAUAAAACUGACCAGCGCAGAUCUCUAGUGGCGAAAAUUGUAAAACUGUACAGUUAUAGAUAUUCUUUCUCUUUUUUUUAAAUAGAAUUGAUAUUAAAAAACGAACGACGUGACGUCGCUAAGACUGGUUAUGUGCAUAUUUAGUAGAGAAAUCGUUCUAUUUUUUUCUUUGGUAGCACUAUUGUUUAUGUUUCAAAAAAAGUUUGACUGCGUACUGCUGCGGAUUUGAAAAAAAAAAAAAUAUUUUAAACAAGUUUCACCGUAAUAAUUUCUUUCGUGGAAAUUUCGAACGAAAAUUUAAAUUCUGUGAUAAAAUUGCUAAAGAAUUUUCGAUGAAACUAUAACAUUUUUCAAAGCCGCAUUUCGAAUACUGCCACUUGUAAUAUUAUGACAAAAUUAAACACACAAAUUCCUUAGAAAUAACCGCAUCGGUACUUAAAACGAUUACACCGUAAAUGAUAAAACUUUUAACAAUUCAUUAUUUUUUUUAUUAGCCCAUAGGACAUUUUUACACAAUUAUUUGUAUAGGCAUAUGCCACCAAACUUAGCUCGCUGGCUAAGUGCGUCCUUGUGCGGUGUGCUGGCUCACUGGCCCACUUACACUUCUAACUGGAGCAUAAUAUAGAUGAGUGAGUUACUCCUACCAUUUUAAUCGCUGAAAAAGUCGUUGUUAUCUUUAAAAAUCUUAAGGUAUAUAAUAUUUAAUAGGAAUGAAAUAUGCUAUGCGUCCAGGUAGGUACUAGUCGAUACUAGUAGGCUAAAUAUAUAACGCUGUAUUGUGUAAGUUAAACACAUUUUUUUUAUCCCUUUCCAACAGUACACAUGUGGUAGAGAUAGCAAAAUAUGCUUCUUUCAGUUCAUUGAGCACCGAUAGUGUAAUUAAACUUUUUUUCGUAUAGAUUUCAAUGAACUUAUAUAAUAGAGUAUAUAAGGAUGGUCGUUUCUCUUAUUUAUAUUCUAGAACCUUCCUAUUUUUAAACGGAUUAUCCAGUGAGAGUAAACACAAAUAACGGUCGUGUGGCUUCUGAUAAAAUCGCGCAAAAACAAACACACAAGCAGCUAACAAUUUAAACUUAAGUUGUUUUUAAGUCGGUUAGAAAUUGUUAUCAAUGAAAUAUAUAUAAGUUUUUCGUUACGGUGUAACGUUUUAAUCCUGAAAUUAAUAGUUGCUAUUAUUAUUUAGAUAUAAAAUUAUAUAAAACCGGCACUGUCGUAGUCUAAUAGCUGAGUUUUAGAUUAUAUUAACGAUUGUCAUAGUGUACGAUGCAUUGUCUUUGUGGUCUAUGGUACGGGAAAUAGAUAAAGAAAAUGUUCUAAAUUUGAAUUAAUUUUUGCUGAGAACUAACUUGCUCAAUGCGAUUGUUUAUCUGUAUUGUACGGGGUUAAGAUGUGACGUAGUGAAAAAUUAUCUACAUUAAAAAUUUUGAAAGGGAUUUGAUUUAAAUGAAUAAAAUGGCAUCCAUUUAAAUGUUUAAUGUUGAUAAUUUUUUCUCUCAAUAAAAGAUGAUACAUGUAAAUUGCAAUUUGCACUUAAUAUAAAAAGUUAGGGUGUGUUUCUUAAUACUUUUAUUCUUUUUUUUUUUCUAGAUUUUAAGGAUGCUUUUGUAAACAUAGUUAUUAUGUGACGCGUGUAUGGCUAUUUAAAUUUCGAAUACAUUCUUUUUAAUUCUGUGAAUCUUGCCUCCACAUAUAUUAUACUGUGACAAUAAACUAAGCAUUUUAGAACAGAUUAAUUUCUUAAAUGAAUGUUCGGUUCAGAUAUAUUUCUUAUCUGUAAAGCCAGUGUUGCCAUACACGCGUGACAUCACUUAUUUUGGUAAAUUUAAGACAAAAAUAACGUCAAAAUAUCGCUGAGAUCGCUUCUCCUAUUGAUUAUUGAAAAUAAAAUAUAGUUCCUAAUUAAUUAAUAUGUAAAAUUAUUUCUUUUAUAGCAUUGACACAGAAAUUGUACCGCACUUUGUUUAUUAACUUAGAAUAAAUAAUGUUUAUUGAAGAUUUUCUGUUUUAAUGCAGGUUUAUUGUUUUUUUUUUUUCUUAUAAAACACAGAUUAAAAAUAAUUAAACAUAAAUCGAUUGCUUAGUUAUCACAAUAUAUGUUACCAUGAAAUGGUACAUUGAUUCAUAAGCUUUCUUUAUUAAUUAAAAAAUUAACUAGCAAUCAAUGUUAAUAGCCCAGUGCCAAUAGAUGGCGCUUAUUAUAUUUUAAACGCAUUUCUGAAUCGUGCAGGCAACGUUUUCUUUGCAAUUACAUAUAUAUUUUUCAGAAUGUCUAAUUCGAAUUCUUUAAAGUAAUAAUUUUGAUUUAUAAUUUAAGUUAUAUGACAGCUAGAAAUGUAACCUUAAACCAUCCCUUUAUGGAGAGACCUUCGGUUGGAUAAAGUUCGCCUAAAGGGUUGGUAUUAUAAUAUUCUGUAGUAAUAUUUUAAUGUUUGAUUUCGAAAUAGUUUUUAUGAACGAUUUCUGUGUCGCUAAAUUUCCACAAUGUGGCCGUUUUAGACGAAUGUUUUCAUUUAGGCUUAUCAAAACUAGCAAUUUUUUUUUUUUAAUAAUUAUGAAUUAAAUCAGACUAAGAAACAUAAUGUAUGUCUAUUAAUUAAUUUUUUGAUGACAGUGUGAUUUAUAAAGGAAAUGAUGUUUUAACGGAAUAUAAUUGAUCUGUGGUCAUCAAUAAUGAUAUCGUCUAAAACGGACCUCGAACACCAGGACCGUCCCUUUUAUUAUAGUUUUAAGUUUAAGGGUCGUAUAAUGUACGAAGCGAUCAUGAGAUGAGGUAUAAAAAAUUUUUCGUCAAUUUUUUAAACGUAUGAAUUAUAUAAAAUUUUUGUAAAUAAAUUUACUAAUAAUUAGAAUCGAAUGUGCUUAAUUUUUUUUUAUAUAUAUACUUCAUGAACUGACUCUUUUUUUGUUUUCGAUAUUUCCCGCGAAAUUUCCUUUCAUAAAUUCAGACGUUUAAAAAUUUGACGAUUCGAAACGACGUUGUGUUUUUUUUUUGUUAAGUUUUUUUUUUAAGUUAAAUACAUCAGUUGUUGCAAUUUUUUCGUAAGAACGCCAAAGGAGAAGACAUUGUGCUAAAA